AUGAACCUCUCAGCACCGCCCAUGGACGCCACCGUCAAAUCCCUUGUUUCGAAGCUCGCCUCCGUCUCCGAGCGAACCCGCACGGAGGCCCUCCGCGAGCUCCGCCUGCUCUCCAAAAACGACGCCGACAGCCGCCUCCUGAUCGCCGACGCAGACGACGCCGUCCCUCUGAUCGCCGAGUCCCUCUACUCCCCCGCCGCCGUUCUCCAGGAGAACGCCGCCGCGGCCCUGCUCAACAUCUCGAUCGCCGCCAAGGAGCGCCUCAUGUCCUCCCACGGCGUCCUCGACGCCCUCUCCCACGCCCUCCGCCACCCGGCCUCCCCCUCCGUCGCCCAGUGCGCCGCGGCCACCAUCUUCAGCCUCCUGACCGUCGAGUCCUUCCGCCCCAUCAUCGGCCACAAGCGGGACAUCAUCUUCGGGCUUGUGGAAAUCGUCCGAAGCCCGCGUUGCGCGGCCCAGUCCAUCAAGGACGCCCUUCGGGCCCUGUUUGGCGUGUCCCUCUACCCCUUAAACCGGACCCAGAUGGUGGAGCUCGGGGCCAUCCAGGCCCUUUUCUCCCUGGUGGUUAAAGACGGGCGGGUUGGGCUGGUGGAGGAUGCCACAGCUGUCAUAGCCCAAGUAGCGGGCUGUGAGGAUAGCUGGGAGGUGUUUAAACGGGCCUUGGGAGUUGAGGUCCUGAUGGAUUUAUUGGAUAAUGCAACUGGGUCGAGUAAUCGGACUAAGGAGAAUGCGGUUUCAGCUCUGCUUAAUUUAGUCCAAUUUGGAGGGGAAGUGGUUGCAAAUGAAGUUAGAGGAAAAAUGGAGGAAAGGGUUAUGGAUGGCAUUCUUGAUGUGGUGGAGAAUGGGAGUGAGAAGGGGAAGAGUAAGGGUUUGGCUCUAUUGACACUGCUCAACAUACGUUUGGAGGCUUUGUCGAGCCAAUCUGAAAUGUAA
Striga asiatica is the source of this 933-nucleotide messenger RNA. NCBI's taxonomy places the organism in Eukaryota, Viridiplantae, Streptophyta, Magnoliopsida, Lamiales, Orobanchaceae. The record is from the annotation of a GenBank genome assembly.